Dentiscutata heterogama is the source of this 804-nucleotide messenger RNA. NCBI's taxonomy places the organism in Eukaryota, Fungi, Glomeromycota, Glomeromycetes, Diversisporales, Gigasporaceae. The record is from the annotation of a GenBank genome assembly.
AUGGAAUCUUCUAAUACUAGUACCCUUCGCGAAUAUAAUUUUAUGUCACGAAAAACAUUUAAUAACAUACUUACUGAAUUUAUUCAAUCAAAAGCUCCCAAAUAUCAAGAAUCUACAGUAAUUAGCCGUGAACGUGCAGAAAAAUGUAUUAAAAUUUUAGAAAAUCCUACUAAUAAUGAACUAAAAAAUUCAAGUUUAUCAAAACCAAUUAUUGCUAAUCAUUUUAUGACCCGAGUUCAGAUUGAUCUUCUUGAUUUAAGCUCUCGCCCUGAUGGAUCUUGGAAAUAUAUUGCACAUGCACGAGAUCAUUUUUCUCAUUUUUCUUGGGCAGUUCCAUUAGAGUCUAAAUGUGCAUUUGAUGUUGCAGUUAUUCUAAAACUUUCUAAAUGGUUAGAAGAUACUAAGCGAAUAGAUUGGAGUACAGGACUUAGUUUGUAUGCAAUGAAUACAGAAUAUUCACAUGAAUAUUCACAUGCAACAAAACAUACACUAUAUGAAAUCAUAUUUGGGCAAAAACCUCGAUGCAAUCUUCCUAUAGUUGAAGCUCUUUAUUUUCAAAAUUGUACCUGUGAAGAAGAUAUUCCAGAAAAUAUUGCUUUAGAAAUCGAACCAAUUUUAGAAAAUUGUGAUACAAUAAAUGAUACAGAUACUGACAAUGAUAAUGAAUCAGAAACUGUUGAUUUAACCAAUGACAAUAAUAAUAAUAUGAACGAAAUAGAUUGUCAAGUACAUGAAAAUGAAAAUACAAUUGAAGAAACUGGCGAUGACAAAGAAAAUUAUGAAACUAUUUCUACUUUUCAAUAA